GUGAGAUUAAAAGUUUUAUUAGGAGAGGGACUGGGUUUACUGAGCCUACUUACUGGUAUCUAUGGGUCAGCAGUAUUCUACAUGAAAGCAAAAUAUGGACGUCGAAACACCGUCGGAACAUGAACAACGAAGAAAAGUUAGCGGUGUAGUGAUUUUGCUUGAUCAGCACAAGAGAAUUUCCACCCCGAAUUCCGUAAUGAAGGCAAAAAAAACAUAAAAGCAGCUUUCAGUUUGCUUUUAAACUAUUACCUGACGUGCUGUGUGGAAUGAGAAACCGUUUUAAACCAGUUCUUUCGGCUGCUCGUCGAAGUCGGCAGAACACAUCCUCUACGAGCUCAAACUCGGAAGGAAAUGCAUCUUGUUCUAGUCCGGCUGUGGAGUCGCAGCUGGAUGAGUCGACGUCCAAGGUCGAGGAAGGGGUGGCUAAUUCCGAAUCAGUAGAGUCCAACUCUGUAUCAAAGCAAACUGAUGCUGAAUCAACAGUAUUCAAAACACCAACUCCUUUGUCUUCCUCCACUCCUGCUGUGGGAUCCCUGAGAAGGUCGCGCAUUAAGCCAGUUGUCACAUCAGUGCCCCGCUCUCGACCAAAUGCCACAAGUAAAGGUAAAGCAACAUCUGAAGCUAAGAGUUUGUCUGGUGUGAUUAGCGGAAAUGAGGAAAGUCACUUGGUUUCUCAAGACCUUGCCAGUAAUAACGAUGAGCAGUUGUCAGGGAGGUUGGCGUUAGACGAACAAGAUGGGCAAUCAGAUGUUGAUACAGUUAGUAGCACAGCUUUAUCAAGUGGUAAUGUCGUCAAGUCUCCCUCACUCAAGGAGAGAAACCAACAGGCUUUGUCAACCAGAGCCUCAACACCAGCAAGUUCUCCCACUCUUGCAAACACUGAGCAAAGAUCUCAGCCAGUAGCACAAGAUGCAGUUAUAAAACCAUCGCAAGUACAAAAUAAGAACACUAACUCAGACAAUGCUCUGAUGCAACCUAUUGAUGGUGGAGCAACCCCUUCAUUACUGCGCCGCAAGCGAGUCUUACCAAAUCUGGGGUCAGCCGCAAGGAAACGACGUUCUUCUGUGUCCAAAGAAAAUGUAGAUAAAAAUCCUGAUGUACCAGAGAUAAGGCAAGAGGAGGUAGAUGUUCCACACAAAGAUCUGGGACACUCAAAUGACCAAAGUUCUGUAGAGAGGGGUGGAAGCCGAAACAAGAGAUUGUGUACUUUAUCAGAGGGUGAAAAAAACGCUGAUCAUGCAGUGCCUCAUGCUGCUAUACCAGAUUGUCAUGGCAAGGACGACGACAAUGAUGAUGAUGAUGAAGAAGAUAAUAAGAAAAAGGGCCUCAAGCGAAAGAGAGGUGGCAGACCCCAUAAGCUAAAAGAACCUUCUGAUCCAAGUCACAUGACCAUGCAACACUUGAUCUAUUUCAAUCCCAAGACCAACCCCAUGACAUCAAGUCUGGCCGAAAAGAAGAAGAAGGCAGAUACAACAAAGAACUUUGUUGGGGACAAAGAGUCCGAGGAAGAGACAGGCUCUGUUAGAAACCCAGCGUCCAUUUGUGGAUCGCCAGCUAAAACAAAGCGAACAGAGAGUCAAGAACCCAGUGUGGAUAAAGACAGUGUCGAUGGUGCAGCUGUUGCACCGCGUGUGAAACUUGCCGCUGAUGGAAGUAUAAUCUUGGACGAGGAAAGCCUUGUAAUUCCCAAGUCACCUGAAAAUACCCUCGAUGAUAGUGAAAUUCUCUAUGAGGAUGCUGACGCAGUGAGCUUUGGCGCUUAUUUGAAGCAUAGGAAAGUGGAGCGAUGGACACUUGAGGAAACGCAGAAAUUUUACAAGGCGCUCAGUCAAGUUGGAACCGAUUUCAGUCUCAUGGGGCCACUAUUCCCCAACAGAAAAAGAAGGGAGCUUAAGGCCAAAUUUAAAAGGGAAGAGAAGCAGCACAGGAGUCUUGUGGAAAAAGCACUUCGCCUCCGCAAUCCCAUUGACGUGGAGUUGUUUACUCCCAAAGUGGAUGGAGAGGAAAUAGAUGACGACUUGUCAACUACGGACAAUAUCAGUUCGACACUUCCUACGGAGGAAUCAUGAACCAUCUGAAAACCAGUCCAAGUACUUUGUUCAAUGCGAACACUGUCUUCAAGAAUUGAAUGCACCACCGGUUUUCAGCGGGGUUGUUGCUGAGAAACGUGACGUCAUGGUAUGACGUCUAGCUGAUGUGGCAGCUUCUGAUUGGUUGAUAGGAAUCAGAAUCCCUUCAUAUACCUCAUGUGUUCUCUAGGGUAGUCGUCCCACAUGGCAGAAAGAGAAAAUCAAAUGUGUGUCCGAACUGACGUAAAGAAUACGUCCAGAAAAACACUGAGGUGCUCUACACCUCCGAAGUGGGCUUGCUGACUCGACUGCUUUGUUGCUCAGAUGGGCUGCAAUAAACUAAAAGCUUGGAGAAUAAAAUAAAAUUUAAAGUUAAUCGGUA
Molecule: messenger RNA, 2451 nt
Organism: Orbicella faveolata
Lineage: Eukaryota; Metazoa; Cnidaria; Anthozoa; Scleractinia; Merulinidae
Biological process (GO): RNA polymerase III preinitiation complex assembly
Cellular component (GO): transcription factor TFIIIB complex
Molecular function (GO): TFIIIC-class transcription factor complex binding
Source: RefSeq, a predicted model, not a curated record